Stegostoma tigrinum is the source of this 1806-nucleotide messenger RNA. It is a transcript of the gene fntb, whose product is annotated as farnesyltransferase, CAAX box, beta. The record is from RefSeq and is a predicted model, not a curated record. Gene Ontology annotation, cellular component: protein farnesyltransferase complex. Gene Ontology annotation, biological process: protein farnesylation. The transcript is spliced from 13 exons. NCBI's taxonomy places the organism in Eukaryota, Metazoa, Chordata, Chondrichthyes, Orectolobiformes, Stegostomatidae. Gene Ontology annotation, molecular function: protein farnesyltransferase activity. The coding region runs from base 182 to 1453 and encodes 423 amino acids.
GUUUGUCCCUGCCGCGGGCCUGUCGGAGCUGCUCGCUCACUCGCAGUGAUGCUGAGGAAAGGCUGAACGGCCGCCGCUUUGGCGGCCGCACGGCGGAAGGAAGGCACCGUUUAAAAUAAAGCGCACGCACCAGGAAGGGAACUGAUUCACUCGGCUGGGCUUCAUUCGAGCCUCCUUAACCAUGGCCGAGAUCCCGAAGACGUUACGGUGCUUUCGGGAGGAGCACUCUGGGGAGAAGCUGAAGGACGACGAUGUAUUGACAGUAACUUCGGUGGAGCAGAAGACAGUAGAACUGAAUGUGGAAGAGGCAUAUGAAGCAUUCAGAAUUGAUCGGAGCAUGCUGCAACCUGCUCUUCAAAGAGAGAAACAUUUCCAAUACUUGAAGAAAGGUCUGAGGCAUCUCUCAGAGUCGUAUUCGUGUUUGGAUGCCAGCCGGCCCUGGCUUUGUUACUGGAUCUUACACAGUUUGGAGUUGCUAGGAGAACCAAUUGAUGAUUGUAUGGCUUCAGAUAUUUGUCAAUUCCUAUCACGAUGUCAGAGUCCAAAUGGUGGAUUUGCUGGUGGACCAGGCCAAGAGCCACAUCUUGCCCCGACGUAUGCAGCAGUGAAUGCACUCUGCAUUAUAGGCACAGAAGACGCAUAUAACGUUAUCAACAGGGAAAAGCUGCUAGAAUUUCUAUACUCUGUGAAACAGCCUAAUGGUUCAUUUACUAUGCAUGUGAGUGGAGAAGUCGACGUUAGGAGUGCCUACUGUGCGGCAUCUGUUGCCUCCUUAACGAACAUCAUCACACCAACAUUGUUUGAGGGGACACCUGAGUGGGUGUUAAGAUGUCAGAAUUGGGAGGGUGGGAUUGGAGGUGUACCUGGAAUGGAAGCCCAUGGUGGCUAUACUUUCUGUGGUAUGGCUGCCAUGGUUAUCUUCAAAAAGGAAUGGAUGCUGGACCUCAAAGCUUUGUUAGGAGAAGUAGAAGCCCAACAGCCACGGUGGCGCUGGGUGACCAGUCGGCAAAUGCGGUUUGAAGGUGGAUUUCAGGGUCGGUGCAACAAGUUGGUGGAUGGUUGUUACUCAUUCUGGCAAGCUGGACUCUUACCACUCCUGCAUCGUGCAUUGCAUGCACAUGGAAACGAUAGUCUCAGUAUGACACGCUGGAUGUUUCAUCAAGAAGCCCUACAGGAGUAUAUCCUGCUUUGCUGUCAGAAUUCCACUGGGGGAUUACUGGACAAACCUGGCAAGUCAAGGGAUUUUUAUCAUACCUGUUAUUGCUUAAGUGGUCUUUCGGUGGCACAGCACUUCGGUGGUGGGGAACUUCUACAUGAAAUCAUUGUUGGUGAUACAAACAACCGGCUGGAACCAAUCCACCCUGUAUACAACAUUAGUCCUGAAAAAGUAGCACAAGCUGUAAUGCACUUCCACAAGCUCCCAGUACCACAGAUGAAAAAUAAUUCAAAUUAAAUUCAUUAUGUAUUCAAAGUAACUAACUUUCUAAGUACGAAAUGUGUAACCUGAGCGCAGAGAAUUGUGGUUUCCAAAGUGAAAUGAUUCACGUGAAGCAGGGACUAACUUUGAGUUAUUUGCUUCUGACGACAAGCCAUUGACACUGCCGAAACUCUGACUGACUAGUCAAUGUUCAGCAAUUUGCUCCUCAAUGCUGCAGAAACAGAGGGUGGUGUCUGUAAGUGUUCUUAGUUUCAUAACUGAAUUUCUCAGUAAAACUGAAUAGAAUUAGUACAAAUACAGCACUGUUCUUUAUAAUGGCUUCAGAAAUAAUUUAUCACAGUUGCAAUAAAGUGUUUUCAAGCAUUCCA